UAUGGGGUACUGCAUCCUCUUUGUCCAUGGUCUGAAAAAGCUGACUACGUGGUUAAAUAAGUGGAGAAUUACUGUUCUGACUCUCUUUGCUUUACUGCUGCUGCUGUUCUCUUGGAAGACCGUGAAACAGAAUGAAAUCUGGCUCUCCAGAGAGUCCCUGUUCAGCUCAGGAGUGAGGACUCUACCCCACAACGCCAAGGUGCACUACAACUAUGCCAAUUUUCUGAAAGACCAAGGCCGUAACGUCGAAGCGAUCUACCACUACAAAACUGCUCUCAAACUGUACCCUCGACAUGCAAGUGCUCUCAACAACCUGGGGACAUUGACCAAAGACGUGGUGGAGGCAAAGGAUUACUAUAGACGGGCCCUGCAGUUAAACCCUCAGCACAAUCGAGCUCUCUUCAAUCUCGGCAAUCUGCUCAAGUCUCAAGGGAAGAAGGAGGAGGCUGUAAUCUUACUGAGGGACUCCAUCAAAUAUGGCUCAGACUUCGCAGAUGCCUACUCAAGCCUGGCCUCACUGCUGGCUGAACAGAGUGGGAACACUCUCACUUCACACACGUGCAGCAAAGUGCACAAGCCUGAGGCUAUCUGGAGAGAUCUAUUGGACUGCUGCUUUAGAGAUGACUUGUUCAGUAUGGAAGACAACUCAAUGAAUAAUUACACUCACGUGGAACGGCUGAAGGAAGCAGAGGAGGUCUACAAGGCUGGCAUAGAGAAUUGUCCAGAGAGCUCCGAUCUGCACAACAACUAUGGUGUCUUCUUGGUUGAUACCGGGGCUCCUGAAAGAGCCGUGUCCCACUACAGACAGGCCAUCCACCUGAGCCCCACGCACCAUGUCGCCAUGGUCAACUUGGGGAGGCUUCACCGCUCCCUGGGUCAGAACAAAGAGGCCGAGGCAUGGUACAAGCGGGCACUGAAGGUAUCCCGCAAGGCUGAAAUCCUUUCCCCACUGGGGGCUCUGUACUACAACACGGGGCGAUAUGAAGAAGCUCUGCAAGUUUAUAGAGAAGCAGCAUUACUGCAGCCUUCAAACAAAGAGACCCGACUGGCUUUGGCCCAGGUGUUAGCAAUGAUGGGGCGGACGAAGGAAGCAGAGAAGAUGACAAACCAUAUACUUGAUGAAGAUGUGGAGUGUCUGGAGUGCUACCGCCUUCUGUCAGCCAUCUACAGCAAGCAGGAGCACUAUGCUAAGGCACUUGAAGCUAUAGAUAAAGCUCUUCAGCUAAAACCAAAGGAUCCGAAAAUCAUAUCAGAGCUCUUCUUCACUAAAGGAAACCAGCUGAGAGAACAGAAUCUCCUUGAUGAGGCUUUUGAGAACUAUAAACGGGCUGUGGAGCUCAAUUCUGACCAAGCUCAGGCCUGGAUGAAUAUGGGAGGCAUUGAGCACAUCAAGGGAAACUACAUCACUGCCCGUGACUACUAUGAGAAAGCUUUGCAGCUGGUACCAAACAGCAAGUUGCUAAAGGAGAAUCUGGCCAAGCUCGAUCGCUUGGAGAAACGGUUUCAGGAAGUCCAGGAGAAAGAUCAGACAUAGCAUUCAGUCACACCAGUGGAAAGAAACUCGUACCCCUUGGAGAAGAAUGUGGUGGAAGCCUAUUGCUCAAAGGAAUUUUGGCAGGACUCAGAGUUACAGAAGGCAAUUUUUGAAUGCAUGCUUACGUUUGAUCAAAUAACAGGAGGCACUCUGCUCCUGUGGGACAUGCUGGAGAACGAAUUAAAACCUUCCUUUAAUCAAGAUUUAUGUUUAGGCUGAACCCAUUUUAAUCACACCGUGAGUGGUGGAACAUAUAACUCCAAUAUCAUGGUUAUCACUAGGGAUGCCAUGGGGACAGAGCACUCAUUCAUUGAAGCAGGGGUGAAGUAGCACCUCCUGUUCCUCAACGCAGGCUCACCUUGUCCACAGAGAGCACCACUGAUGAGCUUUGUUGCAAGUGCUGCUAGGUCCAUCUGAGCCAGAAAGGAUGGUCCUAUAGGUCACAUAAAAAGGUUUCAAGGGGUUGAUGUUGAGGAAAUGGUGGCGACUAAUACAGCUCUAAAUGUGACUUGAAGAUGAUUCUAAAGAGAGGGAAAGCAGUAUCUGAAUACCACCCUAGAAGGAUAAUUGAACAAGAGGGACAAAUGACCCUUUGAGGAAAAACCUCAGCUGAAUGUUUUAUGCAUAUGAUAGUCAUUUUGUAAUAAUUUGGGUACAUGAUAUCAAUAUUGUCAAAUACCAUGUAGCUUUACCCUUGCCCUCUCCCUGCAGGACAAAUAAUUACUAUCCUGCAAAAAUGGAAGUAUUCAAAGGCAGUAAGAAACUCUAGGAUUACUUGUCUUCCUGUCCAGUCCCCAGUAAAAAACAAACAAACAAAAAAAGAAAACAAAAACAAUAAAACUGAUUGGUGUAGGAGGUAAAGUAAAGCCACAGAAUGAUUAGGGAAGAUUUGGCAGGCUGGGAGGGUGCUAAGGAGGCUUUUUAUGGGUGCGCAGGGACAAAGCCCAUUCAUCAUGGUGAUAACACUGACAAAACACUUCAUCAAAGUGUUCUCACCACCUCCCCUAAGAGAUGCAGAAAAUAAGCUAUAGCUAAUCAGUCAUAAAUCUCUAUUUUUAAAUACUGAAAUGGAAAAACAAGUUCUCUUCAGAAUUGGGGUUUUUAUUUUUGAGCUUUAUUUAUUUAACUUAUAACCAAAUGAUUAAUAUAUUUUCUCUGUUUUAUAUGAAUUGGGCAGUGUCAUUCACAGCUGGCCACGUGGCUGGGCUUUGUCACUUGUAUCGUCUGAAGUCAGAAAAGUGCAGCACCACUGAAGUGUGCUUUAAUAAUUCCCCCUGAUGAUAAUUCUAGAGUAAAUGGCUGUGGAGCACAUUGGGCCAAACUUCAUCACAGUAACAGCACUGCUGUUCGUUCUGUUUGUACCAAUUUAGAGAAAGCAUGAAUGGUUGGUGAUGUUGCACUUGGUGGUCCUGCCUUUGGGUGUUGAUAUCAAUUUGUUCUUCUUGCUGCAGAAAACUGCUCUAAAACGUGUAUUGAAGCGUGGUUGUGCCCAGUCCCUGCAGAGGAGCAGCCCAGGGUUUGGCAUUGAUGCAUGUCUUGUCAGAAAGAGCCUGUGUGGCAGUGAUCUGUAUGUUGCCCAGGUUUACUUAGUGGUGGUCAUGACAGCCCUGUGCUGGCUUCACUGGCUUGAUUUACAAAACUUGGUGUCAUGCUGCUGCAGUUGGCCAAAUUAUUGAUGUAAAGCAGCUGCAUCUGAUGCUGAGAGGGAAUCCAGAGCAGCAUAGACAUCUGCUCUGCUACAGCCUGGGGAGCAGCUAGAGCCAUGGAGAGGCCGGAGUUGUGAGGUGCCAGGUCCUGCAGUCCAGUAAAGCCAAGACCAAGGAGAUCAGCCGGUGCUUGCAGUUGGGCAGAGGCCAGCUCCUCGAGUUGGUGGGAGGAAGAGGUCAUUGGUAGGAGAAGGUGCUGAUCUAUUUCUGGGCUUUCUUCCUUCAAACUAACUUUGUUAAUUCCAAAGGAACAGCUAGGACCAAGAGAAAGCUUCUCCCUGGUGGAUUAUUCCUCCCAGCCUCCUUGCCUUUAGAGGGUGAGGGUAGGUUUGAGGGCUUGGGGAUGGAUCAGCAGCAGCUCUUGUCUGGUUGCACAACUUUUAUAGCCAUAGACUUAUUGACAUAACAUUUCUGCAAGUUCCCAGUGCCAGUGCUGCACUUGAUGCCUUGCAUGGAGUAGCUUUGCACAGCCCAGGCGCUGCCAGGGGUCCUAUUAGCAGAAUCCUGUGGGAUGCUGGGUGGGGAAACCAGCACACAGAUGGCCUCUUAGAGCUAUUGAUCUCCAUCACGCAUAGCAAAGCUGUAGAGGUUUCAUAUCCAAGAUAAUCAGAGGUACUUGGACCAUACUAAGCAGCAAGGAAAAAUAGCCUGGGCCUUACCAAGAACCACAGGCUCUUCUCAUUAUGGUCCGGUAAAGUGCCCUGCCUUUCUCCAGACACGUUCACCAGGGGGCUGGCUGUCUGCUGUACUGCUGGGCAGCAGCAAGGUUGGGGCUGGCAGGGAUGUGCCUGGUGCAGACCCUGACACAGUGCUGUGCAGAGACCCUGCUAGGAGGCAUGUGGAGAGAGUGCUCCGACACCCAGUGAAGCAGGGAAUGGGCCAGGGGAGAUGUAUAUCCUAUAAAGUUUGUCUCAUAAAGAUAUAUUAAAUAAAUACUGUAUAUUCUACAAGCUGCACAAUAGUGUUGCUUUAAAAUGUGGCCAAUUAAACGUAUUUUUUUACGUAAAUUAAAAAAAAAAAAAAGUUUAAUUUUUUAUAACAGUGCUUUGUGAGGGGAAUGAUUCGGUUUUGUGUUUAUAACUUUAGCUUAAAACUUCAUUUGUCUUUCUUGAGAGACCUGGUACAAAUGUCUUGUUCUCCUAGAAUCGAAUCCAGUCCAAGCCAUCUUGGCCUCCUAAAGCUGCUGCACGUGUGUAAGUACGAUAAGGCUUUGGGUGCCCCCUCCCAGGUCCUGGGAAAGGAUUACCAUGAUGGUAAUGCUGUCUUCCUUGCAGAAUAAUCUAGAAAGAUCAGAUUCUCCUUCCAUUGAGGGAGGCAGGUUGGCUGGAAGGCAUGUCUCAUGUUCAUCCAGUCUUCUGAAAGAGGCUAUAACAUGUUCAUGUAGAAUAAUCCCAGCUGAUCUGGUUACGUUUCUGUGACGAAAGACUGUAUUUAUGGUAGUUACUGAGAGAAGGGUGGUUAAUGACCCCCAGAUUCCCAAAGCAGCACUUUAUACCCUAUCUAUGCAGGGUGAUGGUGUGCGAAUUGGCAGAGUAUCUGGAGAGUGAUUCAGGCCAUGAGCUACCAAAGCAGUUAAACGCUCGCGAAGUUUUGAGCUGACUCCCUGUCUCAUUGGCUCCCAUCUAAAAUGCUGUGUUUAUUCAGGACAUUAAUCUUGUAAAAGAUUUAUUGUAGGUAAAGAAGAGCAAUGGAAUAUAAUACGAAAUGGGUUACCUCCACCAAAAGAGAGUACGAUUGUGAAGGAUAAAUAGAGCGACUUACUUUGUGAUAAACUGAGUAUUAUCCAAACAUCAUAGGAAAUGUCCUCUUCUUCUAGCUCUGCAUGGCUCAUAAAAUAAUGAAUUAUAAAUACAUUGUUUUCUGCCAACUGCGGUGCUCAGCAUGGUUAGCAGAGAUUACAAAUUAAUAAAUGGCUGAAGCUCCA
This is a messenger RNA of Meleagris gallopavo (turkey), 5164 nucleotides long. The record is from RefSeq and is a predicted model, not a curated record. NCBI's taxonomy places the organism in Eukaryota, Metazoa, Chordata, Aves, Galliformes, Phasianidae.